Oryzias latipes (Japanese medaka) is the source of this 4361-nucleotide messenger RNA. It is a transcript of the gene phc3b, whose product is annotated as polyhomeotic homolog 3b. Gene Ontology annotation, cellular component: nucleus; PRC1 complex. The record is from RefSeq and is a predicted model, not a curated record. NCBI's taxonomy places the organism in Eukaryota, Metazoa, Chordata, Actinopteri, Beloniformes, Adrianichthyidae. Gene Ontology annotation, molecular function: chromatin binding; histone binding; zinc ion binding. Gene Ontology annotation, biological process: negative regulation of DNA-templated transcription.
GCUUCCUAAACUGCCCUCAACGCCUCCCAGCAGCGGACCAAGCAGGCCCCUCCAAGCCGCUCCACCGUGGGCCCUCGCCGGACCGAUUCCCUCCGCAGUCCCGGCAGGUGAACGGUACCGCCGACUGGAUCCUCCCGCGCAGGAUCCCGGAUUAUUCACGCAGCCCUCCGCGGGGGGAAGCCUGGGCUGUGAUGACAAACCCAACAAAGUGCGACACGCACAAACCCCAGCGGGCCUGCUCUGCGACGCAACUUGGCUGUAAUGGCUCUCCCGGGGGUUUCAGGGGGAAGAUCGUAGGUGAGGCGGCGGGAGUCAUUGUGUGAGGAAGGCGGCGGCCGCUGCGCUCUCAGACGAGGAAGUGAGGCUUUAUACACGCCCAUCUGAGCCUGCUCACAGACAGCCGGAGCGCGCAUCACACACCGCUGCAGACCUCUCCAACAUGCGCUCGCCUGCGGAUGGACGCCAGCAGGAUUAGCACCAACAACCGCGUUUUCAGCAGUCAUCUCCAGCAUUGAUGAUGGACAAGGAGCUGCAGAUCCAAUCAGAGCAGGCCACCAAUGGAACCAGCCCUCAGGCCAAGCCUGACCCCUCCACGCCUGCAACGCCAACCCCACCUCGCCUCACCCCCAACCCCAUGCUCCUGGACUCCCCUGCACCCAUGCUGACUCCCAUCACCUCCUCCCCUCCUCCCCCUCUCACCCCUGCCCCCUCCCUCUCUGCAGCCCACAGACCAAAGACGGCGGCCAGCGCUCUGUCGCCUCACGUUCUCGUCCCAGCUCCCCCUAAACUCACCUCCACCACAACCCCUGCCCUGCGGACAUACUCCCGCCCUAUUCUCCCUUCUCCGACAAGUGCAUCCAAAACAUCGCCUUCCACUCAAUCAUGCACCUCCCCUCUUCUCCCUCCAUCCUCCUCCUCUUCUCCUGCUGCACCAACCACUUCUUCGGCACUGCUCUCCUCAUCCUCAUCUUCUCUUAGCAACACCUCAACCAAGACGUCCACCAGCAUGACCAACGGCAACUCCAGGCCUGGAUCCACGUCCACACCCAUCACACCCUUCCACACACCAGCCAGUCCACCUGGCAGACAGGUAUCUCAGGCUCACCCUGUGGGCACACCUGGCCCUGUGCGAGCCAAUCAGAGCACCCCUGUCAGGCAGAGGGUAUCCCAGCAGACCUUGCUCUUGGGAAAAGGUCUCAAAGGGUCUGGUCAGGACCAGGUGCUGCUAAGAGCUCAGAUGCUGAUCCUUACGUCUGCUAUGCGACCUGCACCGUCCUCCUCUUCCUCCUCUCUCCCUUCCUCUAACCCCGCCUCUGCUCAGCUCCAGAGUCUCACCUUGAGGCCUUCUCUCCCCGGGACCCUCACCAUCCCACCCACCCUUCGACUGAAGCCACCCUCUUCAAUCCCGCCGCCCCUUUCUCGCCCUAACACCCCACUCUUCCCCCCGCUUCGGCCACGACCACAGCCCAGCACCACGGCAACGGAGAGCCCGACCACUCCCAACCGACACCUGCCGGUCCCUCCUCCAACUCUCUACUCUCCGGUUCGAGCCGUCCCUCUCAAACCCCGCCUUCACUCUCCAAACAGCCACAGAGUCACGUCACCCCGACAGUCCGCCCCCCUCCAGCCAAUCGCCGCGGCUCCCUCCAGUCAGGCCCCGCCCAUCAGCCGUCCAUUGAAGAGCUGUCCGUUAACUCAGACGAUGCUGGGUCCAGGCCAAAGCCAGCACAGGCCGUUAUCUGUUAACAACCACUUUGAAUGCUCGCCGUCUGCAGCAAGGCAGCUUCAGAUCAUCGCCCUCUCCUCUGGCCGUCAACCGGUCGCUGUUCCACCGCCCGCGCCUCCAGCUGUAGAGUCACCUGAUCUUUCCAGCCAAUCUAAGAGGACUGUUAGUGCAGAAGACAGGAUUCCUCUGCCUCUAAACUCCUUGCCAUCUAAACCCACCUCACCGCAGACCUCGCCUCCAGCUCUGCAGAUCCUGGCUUCUCACUUGAGUCAAGCUGGCCCACAAACUCUGACCCAGAGAGGUGAGUCAAAGGGAAGUGAUGAACAGGAGGAGAAGAGCAAAAGGAUGAAAACAGAAGUCAAGGAUGAGGGGAAAACGACUAAAGACAUGCAAGUGGGAACAGGAGACCAAAGAGAAAAAGUGAAGGAGGAGGUGGUGAGGGAAUUGAGUCCGGAGCUGGAAGCUGAGGUCAGCCAAGCUGAAGAUCCGAUGGAAGUGACAGAGGACGGCAAACAAGACCCAGAGAGGAGGAUGAGGGAGCAGGAGGAAGAGACUCCCAUGGACCAGUCUGAGAACCUGAGCACCCAGGUUUUCCUACAGCACCAAACCACAACACCUGUCCCAACGUUGGAGUCUGUGAAAGACUCCAGGGAGGAAAUAAAACCACCUCCAGAUCCAAUUCAAGAAGCCCAGCCAGAGCAAGAGGUCUCAGUCCAGAAUCAGAGGCUGCCAGAACCUCACAGAGACCUGCAGCCUGUCAGCCACGAGGACUUCUGCGAGAACAUGUCGACUCAGUCUGACAAUCAGUCAGCACUGUCCAGCCUGUCCUCCCAGUCUCCCCCAUCCUCACCCUUCCUCACCCCUCCUGCAGAAAACCCCACACCAACUCUUCUGCCUCAGUCCGAUCAGCCGGCAGACCUCAGGGUGCCGCAGCCCAAGGUGCAGAAAGUCAGUAAAGCAACGCCUGAUUCCCAGCUUGCAGCUGAAACGGAGGUGGAGCAUCUCGACCAAUCAGAGCACGAGUCUGAGAGUUUCGACCAAUCGCUGAGCAGCCCCUGGGAGCCAAGGCCAUGGCCUGAAGGACGGAAGGUUCUGACUCACCUAGUGGAAGGAUUUGUCAUCCAGGAAGGACUUCAACCGUUCCCUGUGAACCGCUCAUCCCUGCUGGUUCCUGAACAGGUGACCAAACCGCAGGAAGUGAACGGGACCAAUGGGAGAGCAGCACUGCCAGAGACGGACACAACCAAACAACGUGAAAACUCUACAGACUCAGAAGAAGACGGAGGAGGAGAUACAGACAACGCGGGCACACGGGCGGGCCACAGAGACCGGACUGUGCUGCACUGUCAGUUCUGCGGGAAGAGGGGCCACGCACACAACUUCAUGCGGUCCAAGCGCUUCUGCUCCACUUCCUGUGCUCGCGGGUUCAACGUCCGGCUGACGAAGCGUCUGCGAGCUCUGAGUGCAGGCAGCCGAUCAGAGAGGGCGCGUCCGGCCCUCAACCGGGCCGAGUCGGUGCCUGGGAAACCCCUGCUACUCCGGCUGCCCCGCAACCUCUGGAGCGCUGGCCGCCGUGAGAAGGAGGGAAAGGAGAAGUCAGGAGCAGCAGCAGAACAGCCAGACAAGGAGGUGGAGGACCUGGGAGGAUUUAGGGGCGACGAGGAUGAUGAUGGACCAGAAGAAGAUCCUGCUGUUGCCAUGACAGCCAGAAUAGACCACCGAGCCGCUCGAAGGCCGAGACGAGCCUCUGCCCCUGCUGUAACCACCUCAACUCCCACAACCACCUUCAGGCCUGCCCCCUCCCAGUGGAGCGUAGAGGAAGUGACCGCCUUUAUACACACUCUGCCGGGCUGCAGCGAUGUGGCCGAGGCUUUCCGGCUGCAGGAGAUCGACGGCCAGGCUCUGCUGCUUCUGACUGAGGACCACCUGAUGUCCAGCAUGAACAUCAAACUAGGACCAGCUCUCAAGAUCUGCGCUCACAUCAACGCGCUGAAGAACCAGUGAAAGAAAACUGAGAAACAGCAGCAGGAAAGACACGUUUUUAAGGAAUUAAGGCAAUAAUGAAGUGGAAAAAUAGAGAUGAACAAUUCCAGAUCUGGUGGGGUUUUGGAAAACAACAGCUGACAACACAAACAACUGAACAAAGUCAGAAAGGUCACCUUCAUUUAUGACUGGGGAGACUUUAGAUGGAGGUGUGGCCUCCGCGGACAGGAGCAGAGGCCGGAAGAUGGGAGAGAAACCGUCUGCUUGGGGCCUUUUGGCUGUAGCAGGAGACUGGGGGGGGAUUUUUGUAACUUUGUGUAAAUCUUACAUGCCACUGGAGAGUGUACAUUUCAAGCUAUUUCAUGAAGGAUUUUGAACAUUUAAUAUAUGAAAUUUGUCUAUUUAGUUUUUUUAGAAUGUGACGUCAAUGACAAAUCUAUCCCGUAGCUAACAUAACCAGUGUGUGUACGAAAAAAAAGAAUAAAGCAUAAACUUUGUAAGUGAUUAAUGAAAGCUUAAUGUUUUAUAUCAACAUAUUCAGGACAAAAUAUCUGUGGGUAAUAACAGUCACUACCAGGGACUGGUGUCUUCAAUGCCACAUUUUUAUGGUAUCCUGCUUAAAAUUAUUUAAUAAAUGAAGAAUUACUCAAAA